Molecule: messenger RNA, 2332 nt
Organism: Dissoconium aciculare CBS 342.82
Lineage: Eukaryota; Fungi; Ascomycota; Dothideomycetes; Mycosphaerellales; Dissoconiaceae
Exons: 4
Coding region: 1-2031 (676 amino acids)
Source: RefSeq, a predicted model, not a curated record
AUGGCGACCCCAUCGCUGUCGGUCGGCGAUGUUCUCAUGCAGUCGCAGAUGGCCUGGAAGAUCGGUCGGGCAUUCUCGAACAAGAGGCAAACCGCGCCCGCCGACUUCGCAGAGAUCGAGCGAGAAGCAAACGCACUCAGCGAAGCGCUGAAGAUGCUGGCCGAAGCCCUGCAUUCGAACAACAACAUCCUGCACCAGGCUGACGCGGAGACCAGAGCCGCACUCAACACCGUCCUCGACAGUGCGCGGAAGACACUGAGCGAUCUCGAAGGUUUCGUCGAGCGCUACCAAGUGAUCAGGAAGAAAGAGACGAGCAGUGGGUUCGUGGUGGAGCGCAACUGGAGCGAGGUCGUGAUCGCGGGCUACAAGACAUUCAAAUGGACCGCCGCAGGAGGCGACCUGAGCGAGCUCCGAUCUCUGCUCCAUCUCCACACCCGCGCCAUCACCAUGGCCACGGAGGUGCUGCGGUCGCGCUCGUUGGCGAGGCUGGAUCACAUGGUCGUACCCAUGGCGGAGAGCAUGUCGCGCGUGCUCCGUCAUCCCACGUGCUUGGAGCCCCGCCGCUGCCGCCCAUGCCUUCGGCUGCCAAUUCCUCUUCGCUUCCCCCCACGCUUGUGCCCCCACCCCGGCACCCUGGCCGGGACUCCAAACCGGGCUCCACCACGACGAGGCCUGUCGUCCGUGCGCGCGCUCGGACGGCCAAUUCUCGGGAGGAUUCCGUGCUCUACGCCAGCCCUCCGGCUGGUCCCAGCCGUCUCGGUCCGAUCGCGACGGACGUCCCACGAUUUCGGAGCCUCCGACGGCGUGGCUCGCGAGCAUCCCGGUCAAAGCCAUUCCCCGAACAGCCGCGGUGGUCGAUCAUGGCGAUUCUCUGGACCCUCCGGCGCCACAAAUCUACUCCCGCCGCCAGCGAUGGCGGGAGACAGCGGUGAGACCGCGCCCGCGACGCCUUCGUCAUUCUUUGGGGGACAACGACGUGGACGGCCUUCGCUGCCCGCCAACCCCGGUCCGUCUCAGCCGCAGGUGCCUUCGCGACCUCAAACGGCAAAGCCGGCGUCGCGGCGACAAUCGCCGGUGCUUCAAGCGCAGACGCCAUCUUAUCUGGAUGGCUCACAGUUCGAGAGGCAAUUGUUCCGGAAUUCCGCCAUUCUUUGCGACGUCCGUGGCCGUCUGAUCGAAUACUCCCGCACCAACCUCGACGAGCCUGAUCCUCGGUAUAAUGUUGAGAUGGUGGAGGCCUGUCGCGAGGCCCGGAUUUGCGUGGUCCGGAAGCGCGAGAACCGCGAGCAUGUCGGCACCAAAGUCGUCACCUCGAUCUGGAUCCUCUCCUCUGACGGCACGCAUCGCAUCCAACACAAGCUCUCCGAGGUCAACGAGACCGUGCCUUACUGCUCAUACUUCGAGCCCGAGAAAGUCUCCCUUCAACCAGUGGAUGGGCCUCACGUGAACCUCAAGUUCCACGCCGAAAUCUGGGGCGCGCCGCUCCGGGAGGAGCAACGCACAUCCUGGGUGAACUACUACUUUGCCUCGGCAAACGACGCCGUCGCCUUCCAGUCUGCUGUCUUCGGUCGUACGUUGAUCGGCAGCUAUCGAACCACCAAAACCACGGUCAUCCACCCGGGUCUGCGCGGCACGUUUGCCUUUGAGGAGCAGUUCGCCAACAUCGAGAUGCUCCGUCUUUGGGAAGACGACGGCGUCUCCACGCCAGGCGCGCAAGGCGGUCUGCUCGCUCUCCUCCACGUAUCAUCGAAUUUCGGAAAUGGCUGGGCUCGAUGGUGGAUCAACUCCUCACUACAGGAGGUCCGUAUCAAAGCCGAUUCGGCGAAACAUGCCAAGGUGAAGGGCAUCGAUAUCACGGUCACGGCCUCCAUUGGCGGCGCCCCCGCGGUCGUGCGCCAACAGCGCCGCGACACGGUCAAACGGGUCACGGGCCUCCGGAUCGAAUUCAAAACGGAAGAGGAGCGCGACGGGUUCGUGGACGCGACGAAGCGCGCCCAGGAGCGAUGCCUCCCCCUGCCGGAGAAAAUCUGAGACGAUCCCGUCCACCACAUCCCCCACAUCUCUUUUCAUAGUUCCCCUCCCUUUCUAUGACGAGCGGAGAAUGCUUGGCAUCUCCAUUUUUUUCCUUUUUUUUGUGGUUCCGGUCUGUCAGCGAUUUUAGCGGUGGGUGUCCUGGUCGGAAAUUAUGGACUCUCGUUUAUUUUUACGUUUCACAGUUUGAUGUAGUGAAGAUCUCAAUGGAAAUCUAGAUUAUCUUGUGUUGGUCGUCGUCGCGGAAUAGGUUAUGCAGACUCCAGAACAGAAUCGACACAAUUAAAAUGUCCUGCACAGC